Messenger RNA from Aspergillus welwitschiae, 1298 nucleotides. RefSeq lists its product as uncharacterized. Bases 1 to 1224 code for a protein of 407 amino acids. The transcript is spliced from 2 exons. Lineage: Eukaryota; Fungi; Ascomycota; Eurotiomycetes; Eurotiales; Aspergillaceae. The record is from RefSeq and is a predicted model, not a curated record.
AUGUUUCGCCAGCAUCAAGAAGACACCAGUACCACUGAGCCUGUCGAGGACUACCAAAAUAUUGUUCAGGCGCCUACUAAGUGUUCUCGCACCUGUCCUUGCGAAGAGUGCCAAAGACGUGGAAACAAGUGUGUUCCUCGCAGUCGACUGGACCGACGGAAGGAGACCAUCAUUCUCACAUCGCCUACUGGAACCUGUGCGGAACCUCCACAGAAUCGCAACAGUCAUGCGGACCAGCCUUCCAGAGAAACCAUACGAAGUUUCGAUGUUCCUGCCAGUGAAUUGGUGGAGCGACAUCAAUGGAGCGCGUCCAAUCUGGGCCACGCUAUGGACGCCACCAUCCCGUGUGACUAUAUUGCUAAACAUGGCCCACCCAUCACAUGCACUGCAAACGUUACUUUUUGCGAAGAAUGGAACAUGACUAUGAAAUAUUGUGACAGCAGUCUCCCAUGGGAGACUGGUGCGAACACGGGCUGGAGAGCCCCCUGUAUCGCGUUCAUACCCCCGGACUCGUAUACGUCUACAGACAACUUGACUGGGGAGUCUAUGCCACAUCCAUGGUUCUCACCGCUGUGGUGUACAAAGACAAGCUUGCAAACGACAUUUUCCGAGCCUUUCAAGGGUUGGAACCGGUCGCAAUCCCGGGAUCUGAUCGGGUCCGAGACCAACUUUUUCUCACCUCUGCCUAUUCCUGCUCAGCAGCUCGUGGGAUGGCCCUCUGAAGGUGGCGCUGAAGAAUCUUGGUAUGCGAACAGAAGCGGCGUCAUGCCCAUUUGCGGAGCCCACUCACAGGAGCAGUACCCUCUGGGCCCUUCCUUUGAUCUGCUGGAGCUUAUUCCCUCAUCCGUUGCAGCCGGGCUCUCUUCUAUACCAGAGACUGUGCCACCUAGCUUCCCAAGUUUCCCUGGCGUGCAGCAGGUCGAAGAAACCAGCUUGGCGCUCCCCACCGAAUCUCCAAUGCUAUCGCCUCCCUGGGAUCCAUUGACGACCACUCCCGCAGAGGCUCACAUAGCCGACAUCCGCAGCCGCAGCUUGCAUCAACAACCAUUUGUACCCAUGCCUAUUCAAAACAUCGAGUCGGUAGUACCUCCAAGGCUACACAAUGCGAUGGAUUAUCAGGAAACUUAUGUUAUGCCAUUUGUUAAUGUCGGUGCGAACGGCCAGGAGUUAUCUUGUGAUCUCACCGUGCCGGAAGACCAAGUCGAGCAUGGCCGCUUGACCUAGGCGUGCGAUUACAAUGUUCAGAGGACGUUGAAACAAUGUUUCGCAAUAGGGAAAUGGCACCUUUUUCGUGUGGC